Molecule: messenger RNA, 2839 nt
Organism: Syngnathus acus (greater pipefish)
Lineage: Eukaryota; Metazoa; Chordata; Actinopteri; Syngnathiformes; Syngnathidae
Gene: hells
Product: helicase, lymphoid specific
Exons: 24
Coding region: 251-2797 (848 amino acids)
Biological process (GO): lymphocyte proliferation; DNA methylation-dependent constitutive heterochromatin formation; pericentric heterochromatin formation
Cellular component (GO): pericentric heterochromatin; nucleus
Molecular function (GO): chromatin binding; ATP binding; ATP-dependent chromatin remodeler activity
Source: RefSeq, a predicted model, not a curated record
UCAAACCAAGUUUUCCGUCUUUUUCUUGAUGUCUGGUUUUGAACUAUCUGGUUGAUGAACAACGUUGAAAUUCGGCGUUACGAAGGCGCUUGAUUAGGCUUGGUUCAAUCAAAUUGAACUGAUAUCCGUUCACUUUGGAAGUAACCAGCAGUUUGUAUCCGCUGGAAAUAUCUUUGUUCCUGCACUUCCACAUCCAGUUGUGACCAAAUAGUAGCUUCUCGAUAAAGCGUUGUCCCUUCCCUUGGAAACCAUGAGCUGCAUUAAACAAGAACCUGGAAGUGUUUCCCCUCAGUGCCCGAAACCUGAUGAGUCUGAGGAACCACUGGGAACAGCAAUGGAGACUGGAGCUGCAAUUGAUACCAGUGUGAAAAGUGAGAAUAUACCAUCUGAACUAAUUGUCACCAAAGAAAUGGAGGAAGAGGAGAAACUUCUGAGGGAAGAAGGUGAAAAGAAAGAGAAGGAAAUGAUGAACAAGGCUCGGCAGUCUUUGGAGAGAGACGGUCACGAAAUGCGCUUCAAAAGACUGCAACAUUUGCUCCAGAAGAGCAACAUCUACUCUAAAUUUCUGCUGACUAAAAUGGAGCAACAACAGAAUGAGGAGAAAAUCAGGAAGGAAAAGAUGGAAAAGAAAAAUGUAAACGGCACUGAGCCAGGAAAAGAUCAAAAGAAGAGACGAAGGGCGGAUGACUACAAAAUUGCUGAUGUCAUGUCUAAAAAAGAAAUCAUGUCACAGGCAAAGAGGGUUAAAGUGGAGGAAGCGGAAGCAGCCCCUGCCCACAAGAAGCUGGACGCCAGCGAUCUGGAGAACAUGAGCGAUAGCAACCAAGACAUCAAGAAUCGUUUGGCGGAGACGGUGCGAGAUAAUGCCAAACAUCUCCUGGACCCUGACAGGACGGUAAAAGGAGAGCCGGUGCCUGCUCAACAGCCGCAGCUCUUCACCGGCGGGGUCAUGAGGUGGUACCAGAUCGAGGGCAUCGAGUGGCUUCGAAUGUUGUGGGAGAACGGCAUCAAUGGGAUCCUUGCCGACGAGAUGGGGCUGGGAAAGACAAUCCAGUGUAUUGCACACAUCGCCAUGAUGAUUGAAAAGAAAGUCUUUGGGCCAUUCUUGGUGGUGGCGCCACUUUCCACUCUGCCCAACUGGAUCAAUGAGUUCAAGCGCUUCACGCCAGAGGUGUCUGUCCUGCUUUAUCAUGGCCCCCAAUCCGAGAGGGGCAAACUGCUGAAGCACAUGCGCAAACCCCAGGGCCCUCUCAGUAUGUAUCCUGUCGUCAUUACCUCCUUUGAGAUUGCCAUGAUUGACCGAAAGUACCUUCAGCGAUGUCAGUGGAAGUACCUGAUUGUCGAUGAAGGCCACAGAAUCAAAAACCUCAAUUGUCGACUAGUGCAGGAGUUGAAGAUGCUACCCACAGACAACAAGCUGCUGCUUACCGGGACUCCGCUCCAGAACAACUUGGCUGAGCUCUGGUCCCUUCUCAAUUUUCUCUUGCCUGAGGUUUUUGAUGACCUCAAGAGCUUUGAGUCUUGGUUCGACAUUGACACACUCGGCGAGGCUGAAAGUGUGGUGGCUGCUGAGCGCGAGCAGAACAUCCUAAGCAUGUUGCACCAGAUUCUGACUCCGUUCCUGCUGAGGAGACUUAAGACGGAUGUAACGCUGGAGAUUCCUCCAAAGAAAGAGAUCAUUGUUUACGCCCCUCUGACGGCCAAACAGGAAACCUUCUACACUGCUGUGGUGAACAAGACCAUUGCAAAAAUGCUUGGUCAGCACAAGACCGAAGGACCGGCAGCUUUGACGCCGGACGGCAGACCAAAGCGACGCUGUCGAAAGCAGGUCGACUACAGCGAAGCAAAGGAUGAGACGGGCUUAGAGAAAUAUCUGGAAAAGCUUCAGCAGGAGCGGGAGCAGAGCUCUUCUGCUGCCGUGCUAGACAUCCAAUGCCCUCUGGAUGCUCAGAUCAACUUAAAGAUGCAGAAUAUUCUCAUGCUGCUAAAACGAUGCUGUAACCAUCCUUACCUGGUAGAAUAUCCCCUGGAUCCAGCCACUCAACAAUUCAAGAUUGACGAGGAGCUGGUUCAGUCUUCUGGGAAAUUUCUCAUACUUGACCGACUUCUGCCUGCGCUCAAGAAAAGAGGACAUAAGGUGCUCAUCUUCAGUCAGAUGACUUCCAUCUUGGACAUUCUAAUGGAUUAUUGCUACCUACGUGGCUUCCAGUACAGCAGAUUGGAUGGCAGCAUGUCCUACGCCGAUAGGGAAGACAAUAUGGCCAAAUUCUCCAAAGACCCAGAGGUUUUCAUUUUCCUGCUCAGCACCAGAGCUGGUGGGCUUGGGAUCAACCUGACGGCUGCUGACACUGUUGUUAUUUUUGACAGUGACUGGAACCCCCAGGCAGACCUCCAGGCUCAGGACCGCUGUCAUCGCAUUGGGCAAACCAAACCAGUGGUGGUAUAUCGUCUGGUCACAGCUAACACCGUCGACCAAAAGAUUCUGGAGAGAGCCUCGGCAAAGAGGAAGCUGGAACAGAUGGUCAUCCACAAGAAUAAAUUCAAAGGUGGCAGGGCAGAGUUGAACCAAGCUAAAAGCUGCAUUGAUCUGGAUGAGCUGAGGGAGCUGCUCCAAGCCAGAAACACUGAGAAGGAAGUGAAAUCAUCGAGCGGGCAGGUGAUAAGCGAUAAAGACCUGGAGUCUUUAUUGGACCGUAGUGACUUGCUGGAUAAAGACAAAAAGGCAAUGAGGAAGGAGAAGGUUGGUGUCUUCAGAGUUAUGGAGGCCCCGGAAUCAUCAGACAUGGCCCUGAUUUAAAAAGAUCUGAAGAGUUGACUUUGAUAACAAACCUUCCCUCAG